Messenger RNA from Microplitis mediator, 3574 nucleotides. RefSeq lists its product as uncharacterized. Bases 710 to 2440 code for a protein of 576 amino acids. NCBI's taxonomy places the organism in Eukaryota, Metazoa, Arthropoda, Insecta, Hymenoptera, Braconidae. The record is from RefSeq and is a predicted model, not a curated record. The transcript is spliced from 2 exons.
CUCGAAUCGGACGUCCGCAUCGCCGGAUGCUUCUCCAUGGUCCGCGCCUUCUCCCACCUCGCCAACCGACGUCUCAUUGGUCAACUCUUAAGAUUUCCCUUUCUCCUCGAAUCCGAGACUUCUCAUUGGAGCGCAGAUACCGACGUCUCCCACUCCUCGGAGAACCUUCUAGAACCCAGCUCUCGGGUAUAAAAGAAGGAACAAUCAGAGCGGCAGCGCAUUAAUUCUUGAACAGUUUAACUGGCAAGAGUACCUCAUCGAAUAGCGAGCAAGGCUAUUGCAAUCGUAACUCAAUAACUAAUCAAGUGCGCUAGCUUGAUUAGUCUACAGCUCUACUCUACAACUAAAUCAGUUCUUUUUAGAACUUUUCACCGGUUGACUAGCACUUUUCAGCGCUAGCCAACCAAACCUCCGGGUUCGUAAGAUAAUUCUCAUUGACGAGUUUCUCCAGCUAAGUUGACUAGCACUUCUCAGCGCUAGCCAACUCGACCUCCGGGUCAGUAAGAAAACUUAUCACACUAGUUCUUCUCAGGACUUCUCAGCAAUCUACGUAGAAACUCUAACCAACGGUCUUUUUAAAGACCAAAUCGGCCUUUCUCAAGGCCACCACAUCAAUUCAACGUACGAAUUCCUCUUCAUUACAACCCAAUUCACCGGCAGACUCCUCGUUUGAACACCUGUGGCCAUUACCGCUGACCUGAUUGAUGUUAUGCACGAGACUCAAAGAAAUGAAGCCGUCGACGCGUCCCUUGUUGUCAUCGACAAGAAUUUCAAGUCUAAAGCGAUCAAAAAAUACUACCCACGGCACCCUACUUAUGUUCUAUCGACCGACUCAAUUGACCGACUCCGGAAAAAUAUUAAUCAAAUAAAAUCCAGUGAAAUUUGGAACAUCGCUUCAGUGAUUGUUGGAAUAGGAAAAGAUUGUGACCGUGCAGGGAAAGUUCUCCAGAUGACUUGGAAGAUCGAGGCUUUGUCUUCUUAUUUUGUAUGUCAGCAUAGUUUAAGCAACAGGACCAUCAUCUACACCUUCAACCCCUACACGGAUCGAGCCCCCGAACCCUGGAGGAAAGAGAAGAUUACAAACAAACCAAAUGACAGAUGGACGUUGUACAGACAGCAAUUCGUCAACGACAAAAGCAUGUGUUCGAGUAUUACCUUCGACAAGACCAAAUCGUUAGAUGGAUAUCCAGUUAAAGGCUUUAUGUUUACCGACGAGAAAGAUAAAGUAAUGACUGGUCUACCUCCUAUUGAAUCAUACGGUUCCAGAAAUACCAUGUACACAACUUUAAAAGAUCUUAUCGCUGCAUCAAAUGUCACAUUGAUUACUUAUUCAAAGCAAACUUCUCAUAAUUACGGCCCUGUCUUCUCAUCAUUAUCAAAUAGAACCUAUGACAUGAUUCUACUUUGCCUGCUAUCGGGAUCUUUCCCCCCUGAAUUUCUUGACGUCGCUUCAUUGUAUUUUGAAAAUGGCUUCGUAAUAGUAACAAAAAAACAGAGUAUUAUACCGGCAAUCGAACAAAUAAUCGAUCAAGUAUUUACCAAACAAUCGAUAAUAAUUUCCUGUGUUAUUUUGAUCUUUAUAUUUAUGAUGAUUCUGCUGAAUCACAAGUUCCAAUUCGGUGCGGCCGCUCUAGAUCUCUUGGCAUUGAUUCUUAACAGGGGAAUAUUGACUCCCAUGGAUAGGUUAUCUAUGCGCAUAACCUUCAUAAGUGCCACGUUGUUUGUUUUAAUUUUCAACCCGGCUCUACAGGGACAAUUGUCUGCUGUAUUAACUAGACCAGGUACUAAAAACGUUGAAACUUUACGGGAUCUGCGUGACAACAACUAUCAGGUUUAUCACCAUUAUUAUAUUGAAAAGUGGCUCAUCGACACACAAUUGUGGUCAAACGAUUCUUUUGGCAAACAAGUAUCGUCUUAUUGGGGUCAUCUAGACGGUUGCAGAAAAUUGAUUGGACAAAAUAAUUCAGUUGCUUGCAUCAUAUUCGAUGAUUUUCUUGAUGAUAUAAAAUCUAGUGACGAGUUUCAUUUUUCUAAAGAGAAAUCGUUUAACAUACAUGAAUUUCUCGCGGUUCGAAAACAAUGGCCGUUAAAAAAGAAGAUCGAUGAAGUAGCCAUGAGACUUGUGGAGUCUGGUUUCAUAGAACACUCGGAAAGACAAAAUGUGUACAAGAAUUACGUGAGGAAACAAAAAUUGAUUAAUAGAAUUAAGAUGCGCGAACAAAAUGACCAAUUGGAUUUCGAGAAAUUUGAGUUGUUUUUGUUGUUUGUUAUACUCAGCGUAAUUUGGCUGUUUCUGAUUCUUCUUUUUGAGAUAAUGUGUAAAAAGAUGCAGGACUACCAUGAAAGGCGUCUGCGAGAAUCGAAAAUGAGAACAUUGAUGAUGAGAAUGAGAAUGGCGACUGCCAUUAGACAAAUGACUUUUUUUGCCGAACAAAAUUGAUUAUUUUUAAUAUCACGUGUGAUGUUUUACUGCGACGUGUUUAUUUAUCGAUUGCUGUCGUGUGUUGUUUAAAUUACUGGCAAUAUCGCGUUUCGUUGACAUUCUAUCAAAAGACCUAUCAACCAUCGAAGGCACAAGGGCGUCAAAAAUUUUCUUUUCUAUAAUUUUCCCUUUUUUUCUUCAAAUAUAAGAAAUCCAAAUUUUGUUUUUCCAUCGAUUCAAUUUCGGGUUAAUUUUUUUUACGCCCUUUUAGGUCCCGAGUAUUAAAAGGUCAUAAAUAAAAUUUACAUUGAAAAAAAAAAAAUUUUAAUGCUCUCUGACAUCUAUGACUCGUAAAGUUUCAUUGUUUAUUUAAUAUGUCGUGUGAAACCGAGGAGGGUCGGGCAAAAUGGACCCCUCCAAAAAUUUUGUUUUUUCCACAAUUGAUUUUAUAAGUCACCCAUGCCUCUUAUCACGAUUUUUACACAAUUUCGAAUGAUCAAAAAUUAUUUCUUACUUUUUUCGGGGAUGGCCCGUUUUUCCCGCUUGGAAAAAAAAAUUUUUUCGAAGGCUUCUGGAAAUUUGGUUAAAUGACUUCAAAUUAACCCGUGUAAAAAAAAUUGUUUAAAAAAGGUUAAAAAAGUGUUUACUAGUCUAAACUUCAAAACGUGACACAACGACGAAUUAUUUUUGAACGUUUUUUAAACUUUCGAAAAUUCCGGGGAAAAAUCUUAAAUGUCCUGAUAUUAUUAAAAUAAGAUAAAACGAAAAAAGGUCAAAAAUAGUUCGAAAUCCGUUUUUUCUGAACGGAUUGUGUACUGAAAAAUGUUAAUUUGUGGUAUUAAGUCAAUUUUUUUUUUCUGUGCAUUUUUAGAAGUUUGAAAAUCGUUUGAAAAAAGGUCGUCAUUGUGUCAAGUUUUGAAGUUUAGAAUAGUCAACACUUUUUUAACCUUUUUUCAACAAUUUUUUUUACACGGGAAAGUCAAGAAAUAAGAUCCGAAGAAUUUGAAUCCACGAAAACUCAUUACUUUUUUAGUGGUCCUGUUUUGCCCACCCUUUCACUAUUUUAUUAUUAAGAGAAGAAAAUUUGAUGUAUUUUCUUAUUAAUAUUUUGUGUAAAAUUAUUGUCAAUUUGUUGAAGCUCAAAAAAUUAUA